AUGCACCUAAUUAAUUAAACAAUCAUAUACCUUAGCUAAUCCCGGGGUUCAUCAUUUUUUCAUCAAUCCAUUACAUAUGAUCCUAUAUAACCCCCUUUUAUCACCCCCAAAUUAUAUCAUCAACACAUUGCAUAAUCCCAAAAAAGAAAACCCUAAAAAAAGAAAAUAUGAAAAACCCAACACAUAAUUUUCUCUUAACAAUUGUCUCCCUCCUCAUCACCACCACCGCCGCUGCCGCCGAAACACCAUGGUUCGAAAACCUUUGCAUAAGUAACAAAAACACAACAAAGCUUCAUUUCUACGUCCACGACGUCCGAAGCGGCCCCAACGCCACCUUAUACAACGUCGCCAACUCCUCCAUCACCGGCACCUCCCCCACCGGCUUCGGCCGGAUCAACGUCUUUGACGACCGGGUCACGGCGGAGCCGGACAUCGCCUCGGAGGAGGUGGCGAGAGCGCAGGGGACCACCACUUCUGUGGACCUCCAAGUCUCGGCGGCAUCCAUGAAUCUCAACUUCUUCUUGAAGGCCGGGAAGUUUAACGGAAGCACGGUCACCGUUGUUGGCCGGAAUCAGUUUUCCGACGCGGAGAGGGAGCUGCCGGUUGUCGGCGGAAACGGGGCUUUCCGGUAUGCACGUGGAUAUGCGAUUACAAGGAGCUAUUCUAAUGAUGCGGCAACGAAUUAUGGUGUGCUUGAAUAUACGAUUUAUGUCAGGACUUCAAGAAAAUGUUUUUGAACGUUUUUUAUUAGUAGUACACAUCAUGUGUAUAGUAAUGUUGUUUUAUAUUGAUGAUGUUUGUGGAUUAUGUUAGAAUAAAUGAUGUGUACAUAUUGUCCCACAAUGUAUAAUGUUCAACAUCCGUGAGUACUUUUUUUAUGAAUGCCCUUAUAAACAUUAAUUUA
Molecule: messenger RNA, 904 nt
Organism: Salvia splendens (bonfire salvia)
Lineage: Eukaryota; Viridiplantae; Streptophyta; Magnoliopsida; Lamiales; Lamiaceae
Product: dirigent protein 21-like
Exons: 1
Coding region: 168-737 (189 amino acids)
Source: RefSeq, a predicted model, not a curated record